Messenger RNA from Exophiala oligosperma, 2032 nucleotides. RefSeq lists its product as uncharacterized. The transcript is spliced from 3 exons. Gene Ontology annotation, molecular function: DNA-binding transcription factor activity, RNA polymerase II-specific; RNA polymerase II cis-regulatory region sequence-specific DNA binding; zinc ion binding. The record is from RefSeq and is a predicted model, not a curated record. The coding region runs from base 125 to 2032 and encodes 635 amino acids. Lineage: Eukaryota; Fungi; Ascomycota; Eurotiomycetes; Chaetothyriales; Herpotrichiellaceae. Gene Ontology annotation, cellular component: chromatin. Gene Ontology annotation, biological process: DNA-templated transcription; regulation of transcription by RNA polymerase II.
AGAUACUGGCGACAGGCCUUUCCAUUGUGAGCAGUGCAACAGAUCUUUCGCUCGGCUCGACACACUGUCAAGGCACAGAAGGACACAUCGAAGACGAGCGUUCGAUGAGCCUGGUUACCUAUCUAUGUCCAUGGCACCCUCGAACCUGGACGAUAACGGUCAUAACAAUGUCGAUUGGUCUCAUGUUCAGACAUCCGAACAGUCGCAUAUUCAGCCGCUGCCAUUUACUCAGCUAGAUUCUUUUGAGAACGAUAACAGUGAGCUUCCUAAUUUCUCUCCCUUUGGCAGUACUGGCACCGAAGACUUUCUCCAGUAUAUAUUCCCCAGUCCACAAGACGCCAUGAUGCCAUUGUCCCCGAGUCAGAACCUUUCGGGCAUUGCGACUGAAGCCAAUCCUCCUCAGGACGUGGCAGAUCUCGACAAGGGACCAAGCCAGGCUGCUGAUCCAAGUCCGCCCGCUUUGUUGCAACUCAAUGCCAUGUUACAUGAAAAUUCCGCCAGGUACAAGCAAAGAAUUCGAGAAAAGGGCAUCAACUCGGUCUUCUUUGAUGCUUGUAUUUCACUUUUCUUUUCACAAUUCAACCCUACCUUCCCCAUUAUGCACGAGGCGACAUGGAAGUUGAAGAGCACUGGUCCAUUUCUCCUACUCAAUAUGGUGGCCAUCGGGUCUCUCUUCCUCGGAAACAGCGAUGCAAUUUCUAAAGGUGAACUGCUGUGGGAAAUAGCGCAGGCAGCCGCAUCCACGCAGUGGAAUUACAGUUACGAACUCACUCUUCGGCAUGUCGCUGGUGACUAUCCCAACACACAGAUUGUCGGCUGUGCUCUGCUCGGCCAAGUCUAUGCCAUGAUGUCAAAGUCCGCUAAGCUGAGACAUAUGGCCCAAACACUUCAUGGUUGGGCACUCAGCUGGGCGCGAACUCUCGGCAUGUUUGACCUGACACUCCGUGGCCUGGAAGGCCUUCCCGAUCGGGCCCAAACUACGCAAGCGAAGCACGCUGCGUGGCAACAAUGGGCCGAUGUCGAAAUGCAACGCAGGAUCGUAUGCGGUCUUUUCGUCGUUGAUGCUCAAUUGGCGAGAUAUGCAAGGGGAGUGCCUCUCGGGAGGCACGUUUCGAACCCCUUACACUGCAUUGCCAGUGAUGCUAUCUUCACCGCCAGUACCCCAGAAGCGUGGAUAUCUCAGAUGGAGGAAGCUCUGGAGGAUACCCCUACCUUUCGAGAGAUAUUUCUGACCCUUUUCCGAACCCGCUCUGCUUGUACAUUACCUCAACUAUCUCCAUUCUCAACCCUCGUUUUGCUCGAGGGCUUUCAAGCCCUAAUCUCCGAAAGUAAUGCCGCUGGAGCCGGUACGGUAGGCACACCCUCCCAACUUGAAAUUAUCGACGCACUGGGCCAUAUACAACAGUCGUGUCUUGCUCGGCUUGGGGACACCAUCGAUGCUGUGGAGUUGCGCAUUCGAUGGCAUACCCUAUGCAUAGAUGCGAUUACCGACAGUGUACAGCUCUUCAGGAAUAUCUGCAAUACGUCUCAAAAAAUCUUCUGUAUCGGCCAAGGCUUGCCUGGAACCCGUAGCGACAUCAAAUCCUGGACGCGAUCGGCGGAAGCUCGAGCUGCAUUGCUCCAUGCCAACACCAUUCAGCAUCUUGCCCAACGUCUUCAUCUUGGUCGAGCUCAUGCACUGAGCAUGCCAGCUGCAGUAUUUGCUUCGGCCACAAUAUACUACGCAUUCUUCGGCUUAGGAGAUCACGAAAUUCGCAUUCCGGCGCGCUAUGAAUGUAAGGACGUGCAUGCGUACAUGUUUUCCAAAGCCCGUGCUUUAGAUACGCAGGCCGCUCAGAAGAGCUCGACAUUACAUGACUACCUGCUGGGUCGACCUGUGAAAUCUGACUAUAGGACGGUAAAUUUACGUCAAGGGCUCUAUCAAUGCCAGAUAAUUCUACGCACCAUGGCAUCGCAAUGGGGAAUUGCUAAAGAUAUGUUGGAUAUUCUGGUAUCAUGGACAAGCACAACACGAACAUCAGAUAUUGAAUGA